Messenger RNA from Amphibalanus amphitrite, 1912 nucleotides. Its product is annotated as protein bric-a-brac 2-like. Gene Ontology annotation, biological process: regulation of transcription by RNA polymerase II. Gene Ontology annotation, cellular component: nucleus. Lineage: Eukaryota; Metazoa; Arthropoda; Thecostraca; Balanomorpha; Balanidae. Bases 102 to 1577 code for a protein of 491 amino acids. The transcript has 8 exons. Gene Ontology annotation, molecular function: protein binding. The record is from RefSeq and is a predicted model, not a curated record.
CGGGCAGAAACGGCGAGCGGCCGGUGCGUCGGCGGCCGCUCGCCGCCAGUGGUGCAGAGCGGUGACCAGCGGCGGCCGGCGGCGCGGCGCGGCGCGGCACCAUGGAGCCUCCGACACACCAGGGAUACGGGCCGGACCAAAUGUUCUGCCUUCGCUGGAGCAACCACCAAACCAAUAUGCUCAAUGUUUUCAACCAGUUGCGCUACAACGAGAGUUUCGUGGACGUGACACUGGCCGUGGACGGCCGGGUGCUGAAGGCGCACAAGAUGGUGCUCUCCGCCUGCUCGCCCUACUUCCAGAAGAUGUUCGAGAUGACGCCCGACAAGCACCCGGUGGUCUUCAUCGACCGCGUCCACUACCAGGACAUGAAGCGGCUGCUCGAGUUCAUGUACCGCGGCGAGGUAUCGAUCGACCAGGAGACGCUGAACCGCUUCCUGAAGGUGGCGCGCAGUCUGCGGAUACGCGGCCUCACCGAGAUCGAGGAGCCGGGCGGCGGCGGCGGCAGCAGCCUCUCGCCGAGCGCCGGCACGCUGGAGGACCUGGCGCGGCACCGGCUGGCCGAACAGAUGGCCGCCGCCGCGCUGGCAGAGUGCCGCCAGCGGGCCGCCGACGGCACCGGCGCGCAGGGCGCCGCGCGCCGGCCGGCGCCCUGCUCUCCGGCCGACCAGGCAGCGCGCAAGGCCGCGCGCCGCGACUCCGAGUCCCGACCGGGCCCCGGCUCAGAGCACGGCCCGGGCCCCGGCUCCGAGCAGGACCUGGGCCCCGGUCCGGGGUCCACCCCAGAGCAGGGUCUGGGCCCGGGCCCGGGCCCCUGCGCGGCGCCGGCCGCCACUCCCGACCUGGAGGCGCGCACGGCAGCACCGGCCGGCCAGCCCAACGGCGACCCGCUGCCCGACGGAGACGGCCCCAGGCGGCCACCCGGAGACGGAGCGGCAGCGCCGGAAGGCAGAGACGGCGCGCCGUCGGUGUCGGUCGUGAAGAGGGAGGCGGAGGCGGAGAGGACGGCGUCAGACGACCCGCCGGUCCCGCUGGCACCCAAACACGAGCGAGCCGACGUGUUCUGCCAGCCGGACUUUUGGAUCUCGGACGGCAUCUACGUGGCUGGCGAGAACGGCGCGUCGGCGGGCGGCGCGCGGCCGGCGGCCAGCCCGCCGCCGGCCGGCCUGGACGAUACGCCGCUCUCGCCCGAGGACCAGAGCUCGCUGCUCGACUACGUGACACAUGAGGACGGCUCCGUCACCUGCAAACUCUGCGGCGAACAGGUGCCCAGCCGCAACCACUGGUAUCGCCACAAGUACCGCACGCACGCCUGGCAUACGUACCGCUGCGACGAGUGCGCCAUCACGUACAAGUCCAAGCGCGGCUUCGAGGCGCACCUGGAGGCCAAGCACGAGCGACGCGGCGCCGAGCGCGAGCCGGCGCGCCGGCGCGACUGGGAGGGCGUGGCGCGCGCGCUCGAGGACACGCGCAAAAAGAAGGAGGAGGAGCUGGUGAGCGACAUCAUUAACCGGGUGAAGCGCGAGUGCGCCAUGGAGGGCGAGGACUACACGCGCCGCGGCUACGUCAAACACUUUUGAGCGCGCGCCGCUGGCCCCGUGAUGGCCCAGCCACGCCAAACGUCUGUACAAAUCGCUGUCGGUCCGCUCCCCUUUUCAAUCUCUGUGUGUACCGUGUCGGCUGGGCGGGGCCGGGCGCCGGCAGUGCUCAGCGGCGCCCAGCCCGCCGCCGCCGGCCGCGGCGCCGGGCCGCGGGCCACUCGGCCCACCGGCCGGCAGCAAUUUAAAUCAUACUCAUAUUGUCCUUUUCGUGUAAGAUACUUAGCUGUAGUCGGUGACAUUAGCUCAAUCAUACAGAGAUUACAUUUUACCAUUCUUAUGGCGGUGCUAAAGAGAUUACAAUUUCAUCAAGAGAA